AGAUCAUAGACUGUACCGUUCCCAUGCGCAUGCUCCCAGAGCUUCCAGUCUCCAAGCUUGCUGCCGGAGCAAAACUUUGCAGUCCAAGGACUCAGACCCAACACACUGCUUUGCAAGGUGCUCGGUCCAUAGGCCAUAAUUGCACAGCCUGGGGAAAAUGAAAGAUGUCGUAGCUAUCUGGGAUGUCAUUUUAAGUGACGGAGUCCAUAAGAUUGAAUUUGAGCAUGGGACCACGUCGGGAAAACGAGUUGUAUAUGUGGAUGGGAAGGAAGAGAUAAGAAAAGAGUGGAUGUUCCAGUUAGUGGGCAAAGAAACCUUCUGUGUUGGAGCUGCAAAGACCAAAGCCACCAUACGUAUACUUUCUGGCAAAGGCUUUGUUUUUAAAUAUACUCUGGAAAUUGAGGGGAAAAGCUUCAGGAAAUUCAUGGAGAACAGAUCUAAAACUACCAACACCUGGCUAUUUCGCUUAGACGACAAGGACUUUAGAAUUGUUUUGGAAAAAAACACUAUGGAUGUAUGGUGUAAUGGUAAAAUAAUAGAGUCAGCGGGCGAGUUUGUAGAUGAUGGAACUGAAACACACUUCAGCGUUGGGGACCACGGCUGUUAUAUCAAAGCCGUCAGCAGCGGGAAGAGGAGAGAGGGGAUCAUCCAUAGGCUCGUUGUGGAUAAUAGGGAGAUCCCAGAGCUCACUCAGUGACGCCUGCUGAGUGAGUUCUGAGCUGAAGAGGUGACCUCAGGACUCGCUGAUGGCUGUGGUAAUUAAAUGUGCUUAAUGUGUGCUUCUCAGUA
Molecule: messenger RNA, 789 nt
Organism: Grammomys surdaster
Lineage: Eukaryota; Metazoa; Chordata; Mammalia; Rodentia; Muridae
Gene: Faim
Product: Fas apoptotic inhibitory molecule
Exons: 5
Coding region: 158-697 (179 amino acids)
Biological process (GO): canonical NF-kappaB signal transduction; positive regulation of neurogenesis; negative regulation of extrinsic apoptotic signaling pathway via death domain receptors
Source: RefSeq, a predicted model, not a curated record